This is a messenger RNA of Bemisia tabaci, 6425 nucleotides long. RefSeq names its product O-linked N-acetylglucosamine (GlcNAc) transferase sxc (gene sxc). Lineage: Eukaryota; Metazoa; Arthropoda; Insecta; Hemiptera; Aleyrodidae. The record is from RefSeq and is a predicted model, not a curated record. Gene Ontology annotation, biological process: protein O-linked glycosylation. Gene Ontology annotation, molecular function: protein binding; protein O-acetylglucosaminyltransferase activity.
AGAAGAAGAGUGCUUGUGCUUGCUAGAUUUUUCGGAAGAAUCUCGAGUUUUUACCAGAAGUUUCGGUAAAUAUUCCGCCAUUUUAGGGAUUUAUCCCUCGGGAGUGCUGUGAAUCGCGAUUUUUUCUUUACCCUAAUCGAUUAACUCCUCUGUGUCUUUUACCGUUGCCAAAUAAGUUUUCCCAAUGCAGGGCCAAGUUCAACAACAAGCUACAAAUCAAGUCGUUGGUACAGGGAAUGUGAUUUUAAAAAUGAGUGAUAUUUUGCCCAUAACCACUGUUGGCCUAUUGGAACUUGCCCACCGUGAAUAUCAAGCUGGUGAUUAUGAGAAUGCAGAAAGACAUUGCAUGCAGCUGUGGCGGCAAGAGAGUAACAACACAGGUGUCUUGUUACUUUUAUCUUCAAUUCACUUCCAAUGCCGGCAACUGGACAAAUCUGCCCACUUCAGCACACUAGCAAUCAAACAAAAUCCCAUCCUUGCAGAAGCAUAUAGCAACUUAGGCAAUGUUUACAAAGAACGAGGCCAGUUAACUGAGGCACUAGAUAACUACAAGCAUGCUGUCAGGCUAAAACCAGACUUCAUUGAUGGCUACAUCAAUUUGGCAGCAGCAUUGGUCGCUGCCGGAGAUAUGGAGCAAGCCGUGCAAGCUUAUGUCUCUGCUUUGCAAUACAAUCCAGAAUUAUACUGUGUGCGCAGUGACCUUGGUAACCUGUUGAAGGCUUUGGGCCGGCUCGAUGAAGCUAAGGCUUGUUAUUUGAAAGCAAUCGAAACUAGACCGGACUUCGCCGUUGCUUGGAGUAAUCUGGGCUGUGUGUUCAACGCUCAAGGAGAAAUUUGGCUCGCCAUUCAUCAUUUUGAAAAGGCUGUAGCUUUAGACCCGAAUUUCUUGGACGCGUACAUCAACUUGGGAAACGUUUUGAAGGAAGCGAGAAUCUUCGAUCGAGCGGUUGCAGCCUAUUUGCGUGCGCUGAAUCUGAGUCCCAACAAUGCGGUCGUCCAUGGAAAUCUUGCGUGUGUGUAUUACGAGCAAGGGUUAAUCGAUCUUGCUAUUGACACCUAUCGCAGAGCAAUAGAAUUGCAACCAAAUUUCCCUGACGCCUACUGUAAUCUUGCCAACGCUUUAAAGGAAAAAGGACAGGUUCUUGAAGCGGAAGAAUGUUACAACACAGCUUUACGUCUAUGUCCCACCCAUGCGGACUCCUUGAACAAUCUCGCGAACAUCAAACGCGAGCAAGGCUACAUCGAAGAAGCCACGAGGCUUUACCUGAAAGCUUUGGAGGUGUUCCCAGAAUUUGCUGCCGCGCAUUCAAACCUGGCAUCUGUUCUUCAGCAACAAGGGAAACUGAACGAAGCCCUGAUGCAUUACAAAGAAGCAAUCCGCAUCCAACCCACUUUUGCCGAUGCCUACAGCAACAUGGGAAAUACGCUGAAAGAAAUGCAGGACAUUCAGGGAGCCCUCCAAUGCUACACUCGCGCAAUUCAAAUAAAUCCAGCCUUUGCAGAUGCUCACAGCAAUUUAGCUUCCAUCCACAAGGAUUCAGGAAAUAUUCCAGAAGCCAUCCAGUCCUACAGAACUGCUCUGAAGUUGAAACCCGAUUUCCCAGACGCUUACUGCAAUCUAGCUCACUGCCUGCAAAUAGUCUGCGACUGGACAGAUUACGAAGCCCGAAUGAAAAAGCUUGUUUCCAUUGUUGCUGAACAGCUAGAAAAGAACCGUCUUCCAUCCGUGCACCCUCAUCAUUCGAUGUUGUAUCCCCUGUCGCAUGAGUUCCGCAAAGCGAUUGCGGCCAGGCACGCCAACCUUUGCUUGGAAAAGAUUCACGUUCUGCACAAGCCAGAGUACAAAUUCAUCAAAGAACUUGCUCCAAAUGGCAGGCUCCGUAUCGGCUAUGUAUCGUCAGACUUCGGGAAUCAUCCAACGUCCCAUUUGAUGCAGUCAAUUCCAGGUCUUCACACCAGGUCUCGUGUUGAGAUUUUCUGCUAUGCUUUAUCCCCAGAUGACGGAACCACUUUCCGCGCCAAAAUCGCUCGAGAGGCAGAGCAUUUCAUCGAUUUGUCGCAGGUUCCAUGCAAUGGCAAAGCUGCCGAUAAGAUCAACGGUGAUGGCAUACAUAUUCUGGUCAACAUGAAUGGAUACACAAAAGGUGCACGAAACGAAAUCUUUGCCCUCAGACCGGCUCCAGUUCAAGUCAUGUGGUUAGGUUACCCCGGCACCAGUGGUUCUCCAUUCAUGGAUUAUCUUAUCACAGAUAGAGUAACCUCACCUCUGGAACUAGCCUCGCAAUACAGUGAAAAACUAGCCUACAUGCCACAUACUUUCUUCGUCGGAGACCACAGACAGAUGUUCCCUCAUCUCAAGGAACGACUCAUUCUUGCUGAAAAGACAACCAUCGCUGGAAAGGAAGUUGCUGAUAAUGUUGCGGUUAUAAAUGCAACGGACUUGUCACCCAUGAUCGAACAUACACAGGUGAAGGAAAUCAGAGAAGUCGUUAUUCCCAGCGACCCAGAAACCAAGCAAAACCGUCCAGUGGAAGUCAGUCUGCGUGUUGCUGAGUUGCCAACAACAACACCAAUUGAGACGAUGAUCGCUUCCGGUCAAGUUCAAACAAGCUUGAACGGUGUUGUGGUGCAGAACGGUCUUGCCACAAACCAAACCAACAACAAGGCAGCCACCGGGGAAGAGGUACCACAGAGUAUCGUCAUCACCACUCGGCAGCAGUACGGCCUCCCUGAAGAUGCAGUUGUUUACUGCAAUUUCAACCAGCUGUACAAAAUUGACCCCCUUACCCUUCAGAUGUGGGUUAAAAUUCUUCAAGCCGUGCCAAACAGCGUUCUGUGGCUUUUGCGCUUUCCAGCUGUCGGUGAAACCCACCUGCAGGCCUCAGCUCAAGCACUCGGCUUGGCCCCAGGUAGAAUACUGUUCAGUAAUGUAGCCGCGAAAGAAGAGCACGUCCGAAGAGGUCAGCUGGCAGAUGUUUGCUUAGACACUCCUCUGUGCAAUGGCCACACCACAUCAAUGGACAUUCUAUGGACUGGCACUCCAGUUGUCACACUUCCUGGUGAAACGCUUGCUUCCCGAGUCGCUGCUUCUCAAUUGGCAACUCUCGGCUGUCCGGAACUUGUUGCCCGAUCUCGACAAGAAUACCAGGAUAUCGCCAUCCGACUUGGAACAGACAAAGAAUAUUUGAGAGCAAUGCGUGCUGAAGUAUGGAGAGCCCGAACCGAAAGUCCUCUCUUUGAUUGUCGACAGUAUGUUCUCGGCAUGGAGAAGCUCUACCGAGUGAUGUGGGACAGGCAUAUCGCAGGCCACAAACCAGACCACAUCACAGCCAAUGAUCCACUGAUAAACAAACAAAACGCUAGGAAUCAAUCAGACUUGUAAAUAGCUGCGAAAGCAAUCUGUACAUAAGUUUUUAAAGUUUAUUUUAAAUCUGUUGAGCAUUCUUUGCAAGUAUGUACUAUGAAAAUGCAGCUUUCUUAGAUUUUUGGGAUAAAAACCUGGGUUGAUGAUGAUGCUAGACCCUAUUAACAACAAAUAAGUUUUAUUUUACUUAUCGAAUCUGUAUUUUAUUUUUAUAUUUCAUGAAUUGCUUCAACCCAAUAUUUUUCAUUGGUUUUCCAUCUGAACUGGAGCGAAGAGCUCACAAGAAUUUAUGCUAUCAUGUUCCUCUUUUCUUUUCUUUUUUAAUGUGAAAUUAUUUGUAGCCUCUCGUAGCUUGGUUAAAUCUUCUAAGAAUUGAUUAAUAUGUUUCUUGUCAUUAGGCAUUUCUUCCCAGAACAUGUAUCUAAUGUAAUUAAUCAUCCUCUUUGUCUCCUUGAGACAAAAAAUUGUGAUAUCAAGGCCCCCAUGUCCAAAUCAAAAUUUCUAGCUCUUAAUAAUCCUAAUUUUGUCCCUCUAUUUUUUCUGAUCAUUGAACAUAGAGAGCGUUGAAUAAUAUCCUCUUCAAGCCGAAAUUUGAAAGUGCGUCUUUUGUUAUCACAGGACAGAACAAAGACAAGAGUGGAAUGUGACUUUUUGAAAGGUUCGAACACUAGCAAUGUCUUUCUGAUACUGAGUCGUUCAGUGAAAGUUGAUUUGAUUAGAUUUUCGAGAAACUUUGCCAUCUUUUCACCCUCUCCUCUGAGUGAAAGGAAGUUUUAAUUCGUCAUAUAAAAGAAAUAGAACAUUCAGACACAUUUAGAAAAACUGAAAGUGUUUGAAAUUUAAGUUUCAAGAAUGACCGCUGACGGAAGAAACUUUUUUACGAAUUUACGAAGCUAUGACUUUUUGCAUUUUAUAUCUAAUAUUAUUUGUAUGAGCUGCUAAGUCACUGCAGUCAGGUUUUUCGUUCCAUUUUUAUUGCAGAGAUGCAUGAAUUAAAGUGCAGAAUUCUCCCUAUAAUAUGCGCAAACUGGCCAAAGAUACACUUGUAGUUCAAAUUAGCAAACUUAACUGCAGUUUUACAGUAUCUCUCUCAAAGUACAUUAAAUUAUAAAAAACUAAGGCAUCUUGUUUUAUGCUUUCUGAUAGUAAGCUUCCUGAAAGUGUCUUGAAUUUCUUCUGAGAGGCAGAAAAGUUGAACCUUUUUUUUUUUUCAUACCAUGUAACUUCUUUUAACACUUGUAUGUUGUUGCAUGCUUUGCUCAGCCGUGAAAUUAAGACAGUUGUACUGUAAUUUAAUUAUUUUCAAGAUUAAAAGCGGAUGUCAGAACGUCUAGCAUUGACAGUGUACGCCUUUUAAACUUUAGACUUCAAUGCCUUUGAUUCUCAUGAUGUUCUCUCCCAGUGUGGCAAUGAUGCAAUAGCAAUAUGAAAGUGAAUACAAUUAUCACAAAAUUAUGCUGCUACUGCGAUGGAAAUAUAAUUGAAAGUAAUUACCUAUUGCUUUUUAGUGCUUUGACUCUCAUUCGAUUGUAAUCACAUGACCUGGAUCAAAAAAUGUAUUAUCAAGCAUUAGGCAUUUAGAUUUACAAUUUGAAUUAUGUUCUCAAAGAGUCUUUGCCACAUCUAGUCGUUAAUGGCAACUGUGUCCCACUGUGAAGUUAUGGAGCUUCAUUGUUUGAUGAGUAAAAAUCAUUAUUGCUUAUUUUCCGCAAAUAUCCAGUUAAGUUUAGUGGGAAGUGAGGCUGUUUAUCAGAGUUGAUGGAUGAUGAUAACUCAAAGAAGUUUAUUAUGGCACAAUAUUUUCUGUGGCCAAAAAUUAUAAACACACAUCCUGACUCUGAAGUUUAAGCUCAUGGAAAGUACAAGAAAUUGAAGGUCAAUCAGUUUUCAAAUUCCUUUUUUUUUCCCUUUACUUUUUCCUCUCCUAAUUGUAUACUGCUUAAAGUUGUGACUAAAAGUUCAUUUUUCUGUGCAGAUUACCCCAUUUUAUUCGGAAGCUAGUUUGAUUUUCAAGUUCUAGAAAAACUGAAACAUGAAAGUUUACAGACCCAAACUUAGUAAAGUUCAAAACCAAGUCAAUAAGUACUCUUUCAUGCAUACCUACAUUUUCAAUAUUGUUGCCAUUUUGCGGGCUCCUCAUUCCAGCAUCCAUUGUGCAACUCUUGUGUCACGAGUAAGGUGUGCACUAUUCAGUGUUGCGCUAAGGAUGCCACAGAGUAGAACCAGCAAAACGCACUCGCAACGUUAACAAUUUAUGCCCAAGUGAGAACUUAUCUACAUGGUUUUGAACUUAAUCUUUCGUGGUUCUCCAUGAUUAUUUUCAGUAAAGUUGUUUUUUUUUGGCCACAGCACAAGGCAGUAAGACCUGCUCAAGUUAGUCAUAGCGUAUACCCUAUCAAGUUAACUAUGGCUGUUUUAAAACUCUUGAAAGACAUUUAAUUUCGCAGGGCAAUCACGGGUGGAUUGUAGCUUGCUAAUUCUCGUGAAGGAUUCUUGAGUGUGUCUAAGUCAAUUUUUCUAAUUAUGUUUUUUCAACGUGUUACUCUGCAAUACAGUGUGAGAGGUUAUCAUUUGUCGAGUCUUGUUUUCGUUCAAAAUUGUGAUUUUGCACUAUCAUUUGCAUCAAUGAUCUCAGGAAAUUAUGCCUCAUCAGUCAUGAUGGCAUAGGUUAUUUAAAAUUAAGCCUAAAAUCUAUCCAAUUUUGUGUUAUAUUCCGUUCGUUUUUUAUCUAAAUUUGUUGCCACUCCUCAACGUUUCAACAAUAAUUUAAUGUUGUAUAUGGUAUUUUACAAAGAGCAUCUUUAUUAGUUUUCAGAUGUUGCGUUAUUUUACUCUCCGAAAUCGCUGGAGAGUUGUAUUUCGAUGUUUUUGCCUAGAAUUUAGUUUUUUAAUACCCAUCCCUUUCCUCCUCUUUUUUAUUAUGUUUUUAGUGUAGUACAUGAAUUAAGUUUCUAUUUAUUUUAAAAUGGAAAACCAUUAAAAACAAUUGAAUGAAUUAAUGAAGGAAAAAAUAUUGUGAAAGCUUCUUAUUUCAAAUACAUGUACAUUAAACUGUGUUAAA